CGCUGCCGGUUGAAAGGCCGUGGCGCGCUCCGAGCGGCGUCCCUCCCGCCCCCACUCUGUGACCGGCAAAGGCGGCGUGCUCCUAUUGGCAGCCCGGGCUCAGCGAAGGGGGGACGCUGUUAGACUUGUGGAGGGAGGCAAGGAUUUUGGAAUCAAAACAGUCGCACAAAGAACACAUUUCCAUGUUAUCUCGGGUGAUGAAUGGAUUUGAGGUCUCCAUCACAGGUGCCAAGGAAAACCUUAAGAGUAUCUGUAGUAAAGGACAUUGACCACUCCAAGGUGGAUUGGUAAUAAUGAAGAUACCUUGUAAAUUCUUCCCAUUUCCACGGUUUCAGAAGAUUUUACUAUCUCUUCAUUUACAAUCAAGAUAUGCAGACAGAAAUGUAAAGCAAGCCAGAAGUAAAACAUCAGGUCCAGCAUCCAGUGGAACACAGAAUGGUGCAAUUGAACUCUUUGGAAAAUUCUAUCCUCGUGAUGACUAUACAAACGUUACACCAAAGAUUUUGUCUAAAGUGGGGAAAUGUUUACAGAACCAAAGAAGCCACCCAUUAUGGCUGAUUAAAGAGCGCAUUAAGGACCAUUUCUAUACACAUUAUUUGAGUCACCAUAGGAGUCCACUCUAUUCCGUGUAUGAUGAUCUGUCCCCUGUGGUUACCACAGAGCAGAACUUUGACAGUUUACUUAUACCGCCAGAUCAUGCAAGCAGAAAGAAAGGUGAUAACUUUUACCUCAAUAAAACAAACAUGCUGAGGGCUCAUACUUCUGCUCACCAACGAGAUCUUAUUCGUGCAGGCCUCAAUGCCUUUCUGGUAUUUGGAGAUGUUUAUCGACGAGAUGAAAUUGACAAAAGUCACUAUCCAGUCUUCCACCAAGUGGAAGGAGUCAGACUAUUUACAAACCAUGAGCUGUUCGCUAAUGUGCAAAAUGGUGAGGAGCUGAAUAUUUUUGAGAAGGGAUCCCGCACAGCCUAUAAGCAAGAGAGCCACACAUUGGAAGCUGUUAAGCUACUUGAGUUUGAUUUGAAACAGACACUGAACAAAGUCAUGACACAUCUCUUUGGAAAAGGACUGGAAAUUAGAUGGGUGGAUUGCUAUUUCCCAUUUACACAUCCUUCAUUUGAAAUGGAGAUCAAGUUCCAGGAAGAAUGGCUGGAAGUCUUGGGUUGUGGAAUCAUGGAGCAACAACUGGUAAACUCAGCUGGUGCUCAAGACAGGAUUGGAUAUGCUUUUGGCCUGGGUCUUGAACGACUGGCCAUGAUUUUGUAUGGAAUACCAGACAUACGGUUGUUUUGGAGUGAGGAUGAAAGAUUUCUCAAACAAUUUCAGGUUACUCAUAUUGACCAGAAAGUCACAUUUCAGCCAUUUAGCAAAUACCCACCUUUAGUAAAUGACAUCUCUUUUUGGAUUCCACGAGAUGGAUAUGAAGAAAAUGAUUUCUAUGAUUUGGUGCGUAAUAUUGGCGGAGAUCUGGUGGAGAAGGUCAGCCUCAUCGAUCAGUUUAGACAUCCCAAGACAGAAAAGAUCAGCCACUGCUAUAGGAUUACCUAUCGCCACAUGGAACGAACGCUGACCCAAGAGGAGGUGUGCACCAUUCAUCGAGCUAUUGAGAAAGGAACCGUGGAGAAACUGGGAGUGGAAGGCAGAUUUUAAAUCAGGAGAACAAUGGAAUGUUUCUAAAUUUACCUGUCAAUCUUUUUGUGCAGAAGAAAAGUAUGAAUUAAGAAAACAUUGUAAUUAAGACAAAACUGGAUUUCAGUAAAGUGGAAUACUUUGGAUGAAUAUGGCAUAUCUUCAUGUAUUUGAAAGAAUAACUUGCACUGUAAAACAGGAAAGUUUUCUCUGAGAGUUUAUGCUGUACUCCAUGUUAAUUGGCUCCAAAGACCUGAACUUCAUCAACAAAGUACAGGGGGCGUCAUACAUUUAGUAUGAUGGAGUAUACCUUUGAACUCCUCACCUUGGGUUGAUUCUUAACAAUACAUGUUUGAUUCUGUCCUGGACAGAACUGAUAGUUUCCUGAAUGAAAUGAAAAUAAAUGCAGACAUCUGUGUGGUGACCAUAUAUUGAAGCAUAUGAUGGAACGAAGAUAUAGUCCUUCAUGAAUCUCCAUAACUAAAUCAUUUCAUUGGGUAGUAGCCAUUAAUUUCAUUAGUGACUCACCUAAUCCCUUGCCAUCACUGAUGAAGGGUCAGCAUAAAAACUGAACAGCACAAACAACUGAAAUUGGGGUUACUACUGAUGUUCUCAUAGGUGACAGUGCACUUAAAAUCGAAGUGCCAAUGGCUUACGCAGGCAGAAUUUGCUAGUGCACCCAGGAAGGCUUCUGGAGAUAAUAUGUAGAUAGUCCAACUAGGGAUUGGUCUGUUCUGGACCUUAGAUUAGGGAAUGAUCCUGGCCAGGUGAUUGAAGGUUCAUUUGGGGUGUAUAUGGAAAUGGUGACCAUAAUUCUAUAAGUUUUAAUAUACUGUAGAUUUGGAUAAAGAUGAGAUUGGCCCUUGGGUAAAAGUACUAAAUUAGGGGAAGGCUAAUUGCAACAGUAUUAGGCAGGAUCUAAAGAAAGUAGACCAACUUUUGGAGGGUAAAUCUACAUCUAAUAUAUAAGAGUCAUUAAAGGCUAAUUGAUUAAAGUUCAUGGCGAGAAUGUUCCUGUGAGAAUGAAAAUAAGGAUGGCAAGCUUCAGGAACAUUGGAUGACGCAAACAUUUCCAAGUUUUGUCAAAAAGUUAAAGGAAAUGUAAGGUUUACAAAGCUGAAAUCUGACAAGGUCCUUGAGAAAUAUAGAGAAAGCAGGAAAGAACUUAAUGAAGAAAUUAGGAAAGCUAAAAUGAGCUAUGAAAUGCUCUUGUGAAAUUGAAUUAUGAGGAAUCUCUAAGUAUUUUAUACAUUAAUACAUUACAGAUGGGUAGAAUUUGUUAGGUGCACCCAGGAGGGUUCCUGGAGAUGAUAUGUAGAUAGUCCAACUAGGGACUAGUCUGUACUAGAGCUAAGAUUAGAGAAUGAUCCUGGCCAGGUGACUGAGGAUUCAUUAAGGCAUUUGACAAGGUUCCUGAUGGUAGGAUGCUCCAGAAGGUUAAGUCAUAUGUGAUUCGCCUUGGGUUGGUAGAUAGGAUUCAAAAUUGGCUUGGUCAUGGAAGAUACAGAAGAUAGGGUAUAGUGGUAGAGGGCUGUUUUUCUGAUUGGGUGUCUGUAAAGAUCAGAGCUAGAUAUGUGAUGUUUUUUAAAGCUUAAUAAUUUGGAUAAAAGUGUAGGUGGCCUGAUUGGUAAGUUUGUGGAUGACAUGAAAAUCCGUGGAGUCGUGAAUAGCAAGGAAAUUCGUUAAGUGAUUUUGACCAGUUGGAAGUUAGGGCAGCGUAGAUGAUAACUUAAAAACUGCAUCCUUUGUUGACAGAAAUGCAACCUGCUGAUAAAAUAUCCUUACUUUUAGAUAAAAUUCAGGACCCACACAUUCAGUGAAGUAGAAACGUAUCAAGGAAAAGCACCUAGACAUUAUUGAGAUAUGUUGUACUGACGGUGGGUGAGGACCCCAAAACUUUGUGUGCAAUAGAAAAGACCUUGCACUGUAAGCACACAAAUCUUUCUUAUAAUGGAGCUACCAGAGGAAAUUCAGUAGGUCAUAGAGACAGAGUGCACUGAUAGGGAAUGCAGAGGAUGGGGACUUGUAAGAGAUAGGCAGAAUCUGGUGUUGUCCUAGGUAGGAAGAGCAAAUGGUGGAACAGGGCCUCAGAGGUUGGAAUGGGCCAUUAGGUAGACACACCAUUGACCGGUGACUUGAAUUAAAGAUUGACUACUAAUACAUCUGGGGGUGAGGUGGGGUGACCAAAGGGCAUUCUCAGUGAAACGGGGCAUCUGAGUGUGAAAGGUAAAAGUAAACCUUAAAGGGAACUACCAUUAGGAUUCAUAGACCUUAAAAGAGCCAUGGAUUUGAUAAGGCUUUUGAGUCUAACUUCUUUAAAUUCAGGUAGCAACAGGACUCCCCUGUAUCGAAAAAGUCUGAGUUGCCUUUGUGGUUUGUAUGUGGAAGUACUUUAUGCUUGAGUCAUGUCAAAAUAUACUUUGCAUGCAUGGAUGCCUUCCAGCCAUAAGCACAGCAUGCGCCAUGGAUUUAGAACAAAAUUGUGUUCAGUGAGAAUUAUAUGUGGGGUGUGUGUUGGGAUUUUAAUUGUUUCCUUGCAUAGCUUCUCCGUGGAUUGUCAUCUUAUCGUGGUGGUCCUGAGAUCCCAAGAGCGAUGUCGUCUGGAGCUAUGCUCCUGGUAGGGUCACCCAUGGCGGUAAGGUCGAGGGUGAGGUCCCUGACAAAGAACAAUCCAACCAAGACCUCAGUGGUGGAACAGGCGGAUGGAGUUACUUCAAAGUCAACACCUGUGAAGGAGGAUGAAGGCUGCAACAAAUCCAUCAGCUCCAAUCGUCAUGGUUUCCAUGCCAUUGGAAUCAGUUGGUUGAUUUGUGAAGUAUCGUGUGCUUCUUGGAGUGCAACAUCAAGUACACAUUAAACAAAUACACGCACAGGUGUCUUCACUCUGUGGGCCACUUCUUCAGAACGAAGACAAUCGUCCUCGACCUCGAGGGAUAGCAAUGAUGAUGCAUAGCACAGAAAAGGCUGUACCAAUGUGAAGCUUUCUGUCCAGAAAAACUUAGUGUAUCUUUCUGCUUAUUUCAAUCUCUCCAUUUUUUUCUCAUGAAUGUGUGAUGAUUACGAAUUUGAUUUGGUGCUCAAAUCUACCAUCUCCUCUUGACUCACUGAGAAAGUGACUGUUACAGGGCCAUCAGAUCACUUUGGUGUCAAAUGCUGCUGUGCCUCUUAAAAGGUAUUCCAUCCAAAGGGAGAAGACAGUAUAAUAUGCAAUUUUACUUCCAUGUAUCACAGAUAUGCAUAUUCAUUGAAGGGCUUUAAUCUAAUACCAUCAGGAGUAUAGAUCUCAUUCAUAUUAUAAUGAAAUAACUACUACAUGACUAUCCCAGAAAUAAGAAAUUAUUUAAAUUUAACUCUAAAAUUCUUUAUAGAAGCUAAAUUCAAGACAAAAUGGGACAUCUGUUUCAUAAUUCCCCUUAGAAUUCCUGAAAGCCAACAAACUGCUGGGUUGUGUGAACGUUGUCCUGUUGGCCAUUGACUGGAAGAGAAUAGAAAAUUCUAAAUGAACCAAUUUUGUAUUAUACUUUUGAAAAUGUGUCUUCAGAGUCAUUGAAUCACAGAAAGAAGACAUGCAAGCUAUCAAAUCCCUAACUUUACUGAUCCCAUUUACCAACUUCUCUCAAAUGUUAUGAGAAUACCUGCCUCCACCACCCCUUCAGUCCUUGUGCUCUAAGUUCCAACCACCCUCUGGGUGAAAGAGUCUUCAGAUCCCCUUUAAACCACCUAUCUUUUUUCCUUUCUUGACUUAGCUGCCUGAGGGGGAAUGUUUCCUACUACUUAUUUAUUGAAGCCCCUCAUAAGUUUGAAUAUCUCUUAGAAGUACUCCCUCAGCCUCUGUAGUUCCAAGGAAAAAGGUCCAGCCUAUCUAAUCUCUGUAUCUAAAAUAUUCCAUCCCUCAGGCAGUAUCUUGUCAAAUCUCCUAUACUCUUUCUACAUACAAGCCUAUCCUUCAAUUGGUGGCAAUCAGAACUGCACUCCACGGUCUUGCUAUGGAUUAACCAAACCAUUACAAAGAUUACUCUAACCUCCCUGCUCUUAGAUUCUGUUACUUGGCAAAUGAAGCCAGGUAUCCCAGUAUUCUUUCAACUAUCCUUUCCAGGACAUCAGAGAUGUCCUCCUUCUUCAAAGAACGGGGUUGCUUUCCUCUACCAUUGAUGAUGCCCUCCAUUUCUCCAUCCACACUCACCCUAUCGUCCUGCCACCUUAAUAGGGAUAGUUUCUCUUGUCCUUAUCAACCACCCCAUGAGCCUCCACAUCUAACACAUCAUUCUCCACAAUGUUUGCCACCUGCAAAUGAAUCCUACCACCAAAAAUAUCGUUACUUCCCUCUCUCCGGUUUCUGCAGGCUUGCUGCCUCCAUAAUUCCCUUAUCCAGUCAUCCUUCCCCACUAAUCUCCCUCCUGGCACUUAUCCCUACCAUCAGCCCAAGUGCUACACCUGCCCAUUCACCUCCUCCCUCACCUACAUCCAGGGCGCCAAACGGUCUUUCUAGGUGAGCAAACACUUCAGCUGAGAAUCUGCUGAUGUCUAUUGCGUCAGUGCUCCCAAUGAAGCCUCCUCUACAUUGGUGAGACCCGUCAUACAUUGGUGAACUGCUUCAUCAAGCACCUCUGCUCCUUCCGCCAAAAGUGGAACCUCCUGGUGGCCAAACACUUUAAUUCUGAUUCCCAUUCCCAUUCCGACAUGCCAGCCCUUAAAAUCCUCUUGUGCCACAAUGAGACGAUCCUCAGGAUGGAGGAACAACACUUUAUAUUCCAUCUGGGUAGCCUCCAAUCUGAUGGCAUCAAUAUCGAUUUCUCUUUCUGGUAAAAAAAAAUUAUUUCUCCCUCUCAUCAUCUCCUAUUCCCCACUCUGGCCUCUUUUCAUCUGCUUCCCUUUCUCCUAUGGUCUGUUCUCCUCUCCUAUCAGAUUCCUUCCUCUCCAGCCCUUUACCUUUCCCACCUACCUAGCUUCACUUAUUACCUUCUAGAUAUCCUCCUUCCCCUCCCCCCCGCCUCUUUAUUCUGGCGUCUUCCGUUUCCUUUCCAGUCCUGAAGGUGGGUCUCAGCCUGAAACAUUGACUGUUUAUUCAUUUCCCUUGAUGUUCCCAGGCCUGCUGAGUUCCAGCAUUUUGUGUGUGUUGCUUUGGAUUUCCAGUAUCUACAGACUUUCUUGUGUUUACAGGUAUCCCAAUCGUCGUCUUCACCAUUUUGUCUACCUGUGAUGCCACAUACAGAGAUCUUUGGACUAAAGCUUCUGUGCUCCUCAAUACUUGCUGAUAUUCUACUAUAGAUUCAGUAUGAAUAAGACUAGCCUGAAUCUCACUGAAGCAACUUUAUUGCAUCAAUAUCAGGUUUGUCAGUAAAAGAGGCCUGAUAUCAAGAUUACCCUUUAAGAUCUAAAUCUAAUUUCUGUACACCAUUUCCCACAUAUCUAUCAACUCUCCUGUAACUAAAAUUGUUGUCUGACCUCUGUCUGACAACUUGCGGCUUUGUGCCAAUUUGAGCCAUUUGAUUGAAUAAGAUGGAUCAGCCAACUUACCUGGACACUUUUACUAGUCAAAUCCUCAAGAAAAAUUGCUCAAAAUGAUAACAGAUUCUAUGUGUGAAAUUAAAAAAUAAGAUGAAUAGAACUCAUGACCAAGGUUAAUCUGCAGCAGAGUGAAAGAGUGAGUCAAAUAAGGUGUUAUGAAACAUUACAAAGAAAAUUCUUGCAGAUGCUUUUCCUUCAGUGAGAGUUGUCAAUGUAAAUUAAAGGAAGAGGUAUAUUGUAUUUUACCAUCUUUUCCAGGAUGUAACAUUUUUAAUUCUAUUUUUCCUUUCAGCUGAAUUCCAUCCGUUUCUCAACAUUUUUUAAGGAAGAAUCAGUAUUUCAGGGAUAUUCUGAACUUACUGUUGUUGUGGUGGAUAUAUGAUCUGAUUUUAAAUAACAGGCAUAAAAGUAUCU
Messenger RNA from Mobula hypostoma (lesser devil ray), 7550 nucleotides. RefSeq names its product phenylalanyl-tRNA synthetase 2, mitochondrial (gene fars2). Gene Ontology annotation, biological process: phenylalanyl-tRNA aminoacylation. The record is from RefSeq and is a predicted model, not a curated record. NCBI's taxonomy places the organism in Eukaryota, Metazoa, Chordata, Chondrichthyes, Myliobatiformes, Myliobatidae. Gene Ontology annotation, cellular component: mitochondrion; cytoplasm. The coding region runs from base 294 to 1649 and encodes 451 amino acids. The transcript has 9 exons. Gene Ontology annotation, molecular function: tRNA binding; ATP binding; phenylalanine-tRNA ligase activity.